Messenger RNA from Haplochromis burtoni (Burton's mouthbrooder), 2056 nucleotides. RefSeq names its product ankyrin repeat and SOCS box containing 15b (gene asb15b). Gene Ontology annotation, biological process: intracellular signal transduction. Bases 112 to 1959 code for a protein of 615 amino acids. NCBI's taxonomy places the organism in Eukaryota, Metazoa, Chordata, Actinopteri, Cichliformes, Cichlidae. The transcript has 13 exons. Gene Ontology annotation, cellular component: cytoplasm. The record is from RefSeq and is a predicted model, not a curated record. Gene Ontology annotation, molecular function: protein binding.
UAAAGCAGGUCACAUCUAAAUAUAACCCAAACAGCUUAACACACUGCAAAACAAAAACACAACCAGGCUGUGAGCUGGAGACCUCAAGGGGACUUAUUCAGAUCAACCGAAAUGGAUGACUUUGAACAGGAGGCCAUAAAUGAAGACUUGAUUGAGUUUGCUAUUCGAGAGAGCAUUCAAGAUGCCUACAAGCUGCCAUGCUCAGUGCAAACAGAUAGGAAAAACACAAAUAGUGUGGAGUUUAUGAAGAUUAUGGCAGCCAUUCAAAAAGGUGAUGGGGAUGCGCUGCAGGAGCUGUCAGGUUGCGCGUCUGCCUUCAGAGAGAGUGACAGCAGGGGCUGGCUGCCUCUGCACGCAGCAGCUGUGCAGCUGCAGCCAGAUGUCCUCCACACAGUGCUGCAGGUGUUGGAAUCCACCGACCUGACCCUGGAGGAGCAGACGGAGGACGGUGAUACGGCUCUGACUCUGGCAGCUGAGGCCGGCCAGGUGGAAAACAUCAAGCUACUUUUGAAGCACGGAGCUUCACCGCACAACAACAACAGCAGGAAUGAAUCACCUCUGCUAAUCGCAGUGAGACAACGCUCAUACGACAUGGUUCUUUCCCUCAUCAUGGGCGGGGCCUUCGUAGAGCAGGUGUGUCUCACCAAGUGGAGGGCCAUUCACGAGGCAGCAAAGGAGGGUUGUGCAGCUAUUAUGAUGCUGUUACUCCGACAUGGAGCCAAAAUAACAAGCAGAGACGGUCAUGGCGUGACACCGCUGGGGAUCGCAGCUGAACAUGGCAACUCUGAAGUUUUAGACAUACUCAUACACCACGGUGGUGAUGUGAAUGCCCAGGCAAGCAAUGGAGACACAGUCCUGUAUGAUGCAACCGGAUCUGGAAACCUGGACUGUGUCAAGCUGCUUUUGGAGCACGGAGCCAACCCAAAUGUUGCCAGCUACGCCUGCCAGCUGCCCAUCCAUAGAGCUGCGUAUGAAGGAUACAUACUAAUCCUGAGGACUCUCAUCCCUAUCACCACAAAGAGAGCUAUUCGCCUCUCAGGCCAGAGCCCUGUCCACUCUGCUGCAGACGGGGGGCAGGUUCAGUGUCUAGAGCUGCUUAUCCAGAAGGGUUAUGAUGUCAACGCCCUGCUACAUGCACACAUCUCUGAGAACUACGGGGACCUCAGGAAAACGCCUCUCUACUUCGCUGUAUCCAACGGUGAUGUAACCUGUUCGGAGAGGUUGCUGGCGGCUGGCGCGAGAACUGACCUGGAUCCACUGCGAUGCAUACUGGUUGCUAUACGUGCUGAGAGGUUCGAGUUGGUGGAGCUGUUGCUGUCCCAUGGAGCAGAGGUUAACUGUUAUUUCAGAGUGAUCAGCAACACGGUGUUCCCCACAGCACUGCAGUACUGCUUCAGAGACCAUGUCAUGCUGCGAUUGCUGCUCAACAGUGGAUAUCACGCUUACAAGUGUUUCCAGUGCGGUCAUGGUGACAGUGAAGAAUUGGAUAGUACCUGGACUGAGCUGCAUAACCAAGCCUAUCAGAUUUACAGUCAACCUAAAGUCAUCUCAGUAAGAGACACUACAGGCAGACACACAGACCAUCUGUUAGCUAACCUCUACAAUAUGUCACUUCCCUUUUCUUUUCUUUUUCAGUUCUGUGAGUUUGUGUCAGUAUCAUGCCUUGCUCACGUUGUAGGCAAAGUGGUAAGGAUGCUACUGGACUACGUCAGCCAUGUCAGCAUUUGUUUUAAGCUCAGACAAAUCCUGCAGAGGAGGCCGGAGUGGGAUGAGAUUUCUGACAUACUGGGGAAGCCACGGUCUCUGCAGCACUUGUGUCGACUGGUAAUCAGAAGUCACAUGAGCCUCAGGACCUUGAAUGACCCUGAAACUAUGGCUGCUGGUCCCUUCCCCCCAAGGCUGAUGAACUACCUGACCUACAGAGAGCGUGACCUGUAUGUUGACCUGUUAUCUGUGUGAAACACGUUUUAUUUAUACAUGUGACUAAAGUGUGAAAACAGCCAAAGUGCUCAUUUAAUGCAAUACCUUAUUUUAGUUGUUUUUUUACAGACUGAAU